This is a messenger RNA of Thecamonas trahens ATCC 50062, 1186 nucleotides long. RefSeq lists its product as uncharacterized. The transcript has a single exon. The record is from RefSeq and is a predicted model, not a curated record. NCBI's taxonomy places the organism in Eukaryota, Apusomonadida, Apusomonadidae. Bases 150 to 1166 code for a protein of 338 amino acids. Gene Ontology annotation, biological process: regulation of GTPase activity.
GGCACUCGAGACAAAGCAGGAGAUAGAAGCAGGACAAGAAGCAGCACACGACUAGCAGCUCCAGCCCAGUACCGCAAGAGCAAGAACAAAGAGCAAGAGCAGGAGCAGGUAACAGUUGUUGGUCCUUGUUUUGAAGAACAAGACUCACGAUGGCGCUGUUCAAGAAGAAGGGCAAGGACGGGAAGAAGGGAGUGGACCGGUACAUGGACAUGGUGCAGCUUGUGGUGGAACCGGACCUUGCGUUUGUGACAGCGAUUACCAACGCAUGCCAUGUCUCCAAGCAGGCGGCGAUUCUGGACUCGAUCGUGUACAUCAUGGAGCGGCAGGAGAAGACGAUCGAGAUCAUCAAGCACGGCAUCACGCAGACGGUGAAGGAGACGCAGGACGGCGGAACGCUGUUCCGCGAGAACACGACGGUGACCAAGCUGAUGACGGCAUACGCCAAAACAAUAGGCAAGAAUUACCUGGUCAACACGCUCAAGCGGCUGGUGACGCUGCUGUUCUCGUCGACCGAGGGCUUUGAGGUGAACCCAGCCAAGGCAGACCCGGACGAAGACCUUGUGGAAAACCUCAACAACCUGAUGGACUGGUGCGAGCGGUUUGUGGAGCAGAUUGUGCAGACCGUCGACGCGGCGCCGAUCCAGUUCCGCGAGAUCUGCCAGCAUCUGCAGGUGGAGACGGCGCCCAAGUUCCCCAAGUCGCAACACAUGGUUGUGGGCGGCUUUAUCUUCCUCCGCUUCUUCUGCCCGGCUAUUCUCUCGCCGCAGCAGUCGGGCCUGGCCAACGACCUGCCGACGCCCGAGCAGCGUCGCCGUCUGGUCCUGGUCGCCAAGGCGCUGCAAAACCUGUCCAACGGUGUCCAGUAUGGCUCCAAAGAGGCGUACCUCAACGCCAUGAACGAGUUCUUCGACGACUACCAGGGCAUCCUCUACAACUACUUUGACGCCAUGGCCACCCUUCCGGACUCGCAUGUCGUCUCGUCGGCCCCAACCUCGGGCCUCGUCCAGCUCGAGGACUCGGACCUGCCCUCGCUCCACUCGCUGCACAAGUUUGUCUACGAGUCCAAGGAUGCCAUGGUGGCCGCCAUGGAGAAGGAGGGCAACGCAGAGCUGCUGGCCAACUUCCAUGCCAUGCUCGAGGCUCUCGGCACGCCGCCGAAGACCUAGCUCCUCCCCUCCCCCCCCCC